AUGGCUGAUUUGAAAGAACAAGUUGCAUCCAACCUAGAAUUUGGAUUGGAUUUGUAUCAGCAGCUCUCCAAUGCAAGCAAAGAAAAUUUUUUUUUCUCCCCAACGAGCAUAUCUUAUGCACUCGCAGUGACAAUGCUUGGAGCCGACGGCCGCACCAAAAACCAGAUGAAAUCAGUUUUAAAGUUCAAGGACAUCUCAGAUGACAAAAUUCAUUCACCACUGGCCGAGCUGAACGUCCAACUUCUUGAUACAAAAAGAAAAUAUGAAUUAUACAUUGCAAACAAACUGUAUGGAGAAGUUUCAUACAAAUUUAAAGAUGAUUUUUUACAAAACUGCAAAAAAUUUUAUGGAGCUAAUGUGGAAUCUCUUGAUUUCAAGAACCAACCGAGUGAAUGUGAAUCAAUAAUCAACAGCUGGGUAGAGGAGCACACAAACAAAAAAAUUAAAAAUCUUUUAUCAGGCGUUUUAAAUGAACUUACUCGUCUUGUUUUGGUGAAUGCUGUUUACUUCAAAGGAGAUUGGAACAAAAAAUUUAACAAAAAUGAAACAAGUGAGCAACAUUUCCAUGUCUCUGAAGACACCAAAAUGAAAGUUCCCAUGAUGUAUUUCAUGGAAAUAAAGCUGAAGUAUUGUUAUGAUGAAGAUCUGAAAUGUCAAAUAAUUGAUCUGCCUUAUGUAGAUGGUGCAAUGAGUUUCAUUGUCAUUCUACCUGAUUUGAAUGCAACUUGUUUAGCAUCAGUUGAAAAGAAACUGACUGUGCCCAUUUUGAAUAAUCUUCCCCAGAAGUUACACAAUUACAAAACUCUUGAACUUUGGUUGCCUAAAUUCAAACUUGAGUCUAGUUUUGAACUAGGUGACGUUUUGAAGAAACUUGGGCUUGUUGAUUUGUUUGAGCAUGGUCGAGCAGACCUGUCAAAAAUGGAUGGAACCAGGGAGUUGUAUGUGUCUAAGGUUGUGCACAAAGCAUUUGUAGAUGUGAAUGAAGAGGGCUCAGAGGCAGCAGCUGCAACUGCUGUUGUAUGUGUUGAGUAUUGCGCCAUGAUAAUGUCAGAUCCGAUCAUUUUCAGAGCUGAUCACCCAUUUAUUUUUAUGAUAAGAGAUAACAAGACAGGGGAACAUGUUUUUAUGGGUAGAUUGGUGAAACCGUAA
Messenger RNA from Helobdella robusta, 1149 nucleotides. RefSeq lists its product as hypothetical. The coding region runs from base 1 to 1149 and encodes 382 amino acids. The record is from RefSeq and is a predicted model, not a curated record. Gene Ontology annotation, molecular function: serine-type endopeptidase inhibitor activity. NCBI's taxonomy places the organism in Eukaryota, Metazoa, Annelida, Clitellata, Rhynchobdellida, Glossiphoniidae. The transcript has 3 exons.